This is a messenger RNA of Didymodactylos carnosus, 2634 nucleotides long. The record is from the annotation of a GenBank genome assembly. NCBI's taxonomy places the organism in Eukaryota, Metazoa, Rotifera, Eurotatoria, Philodinida, Philodinidae.
AUGACACUUAACAACGACUUGCGAAGAUCAUCAUCGAAUAGAAAAAGUUUAGUUGCAAGAAAAAAGGAACAAUGGCUAAGAGAUAAAAAUCAAUAUCCGGAAAAUAAUAGUUUAACAUGGACAGGCUAUUUUGGUCGAUCAGCACAGUUAAAGGAUUUGCCAAAGUCACAGCAACAACAAGUGCUAACUCACGAUAGCAACGCCAAUUUCAAUAAUAAUAACAACAAUUUUCAUCAUUAUUAUCGGAGUAAACUACCGACAAAUGCUAAUUGUUCGUUAAGUAACAAUAUGCUCGAUCCGAAAACACUCGCUAAUAUGAGAAAACGGACGGAUAUUCAUCCAUUAGAUAAUGAAUUUAACAAUUGCGGUCUAAGAGGUGUUCUCACUACAGGUACUAAUAAAAUGUACGAUUUUUCUAGUCUGGGAUUACGUCGACAAAAACAAGAUCAAUUACGAAUGGAACUACAACGACAAAUUGAUGAAAAAGCUAGGAACUAUAUGUUAAAUAAUUCAAUGAUAAGAAAACCUAAAAUUAUUCAUACGACAGACAAUGAUGAGUCAAAAUCAAGGAGUAAAAUUGUUAACAAUGCUCACUCUGAUAAUACGAAUCAUAAUGCAAAAUUACCGACAGGGAUGCAAUACCGUUCACAAAAUCAUUAUGAUUCACAUCCAUCGACACUAGACAAGAGAAAUCCAGUGGAAUAUGAAUACGCUUCAGUACUACAAAAACCAUAUUUGUGUUCAUCUGAAACUAAUGAACAAGAAAACAGUUAUCACAUUUCCAAUCAACAGCACCCACCCGUCUUAGACAAAUAUCCUACUAGAAGUGUCUCACAUGACAAACAAGAAGGACGAUUAAAACCACCGCUUCAACAAAACUGUGAAAGUUUAGUAACUUAUCCACGAGACGAGCAUUAUCCAGAAACAAAUUUAAUACCCAUAACGAGUCAACAUUUACAAGUUCCACAAAAACCUCACUGCGUCCCAUCAAAUAAUGAACGGUCAAGUCCACGAUUAACGUCCGUCCAAGGUCAAUCAGCAGCAAUAAUUGACAUAAAUAAACCAUUCACGACUCUAUUUCAUCAAACAUAUGAUCCUAUGGCACAUAUUCGGUUGAAAAUGCGUCAGCGAGAAGCGAGAACAUGGUUAGCAUAUGAAAAAAUUAAAGAAGCACAAGAUAUGGCCGUGCGUGAUAAGAAAGAGAAGAAUGCUGCAAAAAUAUCACUUGCAGAAUCAAACCCAAAUGUACAUCACGUAGCAGCAGAUGUUCUACCACAGCAUCAGCCAUUGUAUGAACAAAAUUCUUCUUUCUUACAAUCACCAUCAAACGGAAAUCAGACUGAAACUAUAAAACCAACGAAAAUAUCAGCAACAGCGGAUCCGACUCAAACAGUACAGAUUAGCCAAGAAGAGCCAACUGAUCAAGAGCAGCCGAUAGCACCAAAACGAACUGUCGUCGAUAAUGGUGGUUCUAACUCUCAAAGACAAUCCCAAAUGAGAAAUACUAGUUUUAAUAAUCAGAAUCUUAAUCAGGUACAUCAACAAACGUCAGAUAAUUCGCGUAGAGAUGGGUUUCGUGACUCGUUAUCGAAUGAUCAACAACAAUCGGAAACAGAUGUAAAAGUAAAAUGUCGAACAAUUGAAAAACAAACCAGUUCAAUUCAAUUUGUUGACUUUUCAUCACAAAAAACGUCACUCCAUUAUUGCAGAAAUAUGUUUGAUAUGGAAACUCAGACAGAUAAUUCAUUAUCGGAACACAAUAGCUUCGGAAAACGAGUGAAAGAUAAUAAACUUUGUAUACAAAAAUUGACAAACAAAUUUUCAAUUAUUGAAAAAGAAACUGCAAAACAAAAACCGAUGCUCUUAAGAAAACGACCAGCAAUAUCGGGAAAAUGGUUUGCCGCUUUAGACGAGAAAAAUGGACAAAGUGUUAAAUCGAAAACAAAACGUCGUCAUACUAAAUUUGAUGUAACACCAAAAACAUCACGUUCAGUAUCAGCCGGAUCAACUGAUACUACGGAAAGAAAUACUAAGAACUUUAGUAAAAAUAUCGUAAGAUCACAAACAUUCAGUAAUCCAUUGAAUACUAGUGAUGAAAAAAAGAAAAACAAGAUAAAUACAGUAGUGAAACAACAACAGAAACGACAUCACUAUACACUACCACUAAUUGUAACAUCAACGCCAACAAGUGCUAAAGAAAAUGUUUGUAAAAACUUAAAUCGUUUAGAAACAACAGAGAAAGAACAAUAUAAUCUACCACACAACAGUGUUAGUGACAAUAAAUUAAAACAACCAGGUUCAGUAACAUUUCGUACUCAUUUAAAACAAUCACAUUCGGAUAUGUGUUGUUAUUCAUUAUUGUCUAUUCAAAAACAAAAACAACAAAUGUCAUAUGAAUCGACUUUUAAAGAAACACAUCAAAAACCUCUGCCAUCAUCAUUCUCAAGUAUAAAUAGUGAUCGCUGUUUAUUCAAUGAAAUACAAACGGUUGAUAAUAGUAUAUCGACUGAUAUCAACGAUACUAUUGAAGACAACAUUAUCACCUCUUCAUUACCUUCAUCAUCUCCAUCAAAAAUGAUCAACAGUAGCUGUAGUAUAACGUCUCACAUGUACUCAAGCCCACAUGAUGAUUAG